UCAUAAUUCCUGUUCACUUCUCUCAACUCCAGCUGGUCCAAUCAAUCGCUGUGACUUAGUGACUAGACGGUCUAGACCAAAAUUUUGAUUAUUGCGAACCUAGCUAUCCUCAGUUCUUUUCCACUCCAAUUCAGAGUAUUCUUUCGUGUUAACGAUCGUGGCAACAAUGGACACCAAAAAGGACGUACAGAGCGCUGAUCACCGUAGUUUUUUGGCUGGGGAGCUGGUGAUGUCCUGUGAUCCUAUGGUGUGGAUUCUGGAAAGGAGCGCAUACAAAACGCACUGUGCUUACUGUCUCCAGAAAAGCCCGGGAUUACGCACCUGUUCGGGAUGCCAACUGCAUCGCUACUGCAAUUCGGCUUGCCAGACCGCGGACUGGAAAGUGGAGCACAAACUAGAAUGCGCUGUCCUAAAGCAGAUCGGUAACAUCGACCCAAUGGUCGCCUUGGAGGGCGCAUUUGCGGGGCUUUUGACGGACAGCUGUCCCUUAACCAUGGCCGUAGAUACUGUCUGUCUCGACCUUGACAUGACCACCAAGUUGUUCCAUAAAAUAAAGAAGAACGCGAUGAUGGAGAUCCCGGGAAUCGGUCGGAAAUCUGUCAGAGAACUUCUGUUCAUGCUGCCAGCAAAUCCUCUGCAACCUGAGCUCGACCCGGCGAUUCUAGGAAAAGAUUCGGUUGCGGGAAAUCGCCAGAUAUCCGGUGCUCCUUUCAUGGAUUUCCAGACGUACUGUAAAAUUGUCCGCUACAAUGGCGUGCCAAUUUACAGUGUGUUUGCGCCGCACACGCCGAUCGGCAGAGCGGUGUAUCCGCAAGCACCGAUGGGACGGAUGACGCCAGUGUGCUUUGAUAUGAAUGUGGUGCUGAGCCACCGCGGACGGCGGCUAUUUAUACAUGCCGCGGAAGAUAUUCCGCAUUUUACCGGACUAGGAGAUUUGCGUUAUUGUGGUAUUGGCGAACCAUUCUGUCUGACAAGAGCGGAGCGUCGCGCCGUGUUUGAGAAGCGCCAUCAGCGUCCGUGUACUUGCCGCAAAUGCACGGAAGCAUAUGAUGCCGACAUUAAUCCACUGCAGUGUGUGACGGUCGGGUGUCCCAAUCGAAUUCCCAGCGACAACCGUGCGUUGGCAGCGUGCGCGGAAUGCGGUGCCCUCAAUAGUGACCGAUUGGCACAACUGCUUCGUUUUAUGCAGCAGCACGAAUCGCUGAAACACGAACCCCUGAAGGACCGCUACCCGAGUGAACUGCACGAGGCCAUCAUCCUACAAAUGUACAAGGAGAUGGAGACUGCUGGUAUCCUGCAGCCGGAUGCGCAUUUUCGAUAUAUCUGCGGAUGGGAUGUAGCGCAAAAGUGUUACCAGGAGAGCCGCUUUGAAGAUGGCUGGCCGAUGGUGGAGGAGUUUGUGACUUGUGCACGAAAGGUGUGUCCAAAGUAUGCGGGUUUUCGCGCCACUCUGCUGCUUUCUGCUGGGAUGUCUACCGCCGCAGCGAUGGAAAAGCAAAUCCUGAACGGUAGUUGCAAGCUAUCGGAACCGGCGAAGCUGAAGCUGGCAACGUUGUCUGGUAAAGCGUGCUGUUACGUUCUGGAUUAUGCUAACGAAGCGAUGCGGAUUUUGGGUGUACUGUUUGGUAAGGAGUCGAAGGAGGCCCAGAUAAGCGAGGGUGCGCUGAAGAUGAUAACUUCCACGGUAUGCCGUAUUGAACAGUUUUAUCGUGAGAGCAAAGAAUGAAGUUUUCGAUUUCUGCAGUCAGUUCCUGUGCUGUUCUGUUUAUUCCAGUCUGACGGUAUUUUUUGUAUGCCUAAUGCCUUGAAACAUACUUCAAUAGUGAAAUUUGCAGAGCUGUUAACAGUUUUUACACCUUUCUUUGUUAACGUUCAA
This is a messenger RNA of Paramacrobiotus metropolitanus, 1876 nucleotides long. RefSeq lists its product as uncharacterized. Lineage: Eukaryota; Metazoa; Tardigrada; Eutardigrada; Parachela; Macrobiotidae. Gene Ontology annotation, cellular component: nucleus. The coding region runs from base 167 to 1726 and encodes 519 amino acids. The record is from RefSeq and is a predicted model, not a curated record. The transcript is spliced from 7 exons.